GGCGGCUUGAAGAGGAGGCAGUCGAAGCGCAUAGAGUUCGAGACGCGACCAACUGUAAGAAGGAGUUUUAUUUAUCUUCCGCGUCAUCGGGCGCGCCUUAGAUUUGGACGGUGAGAAGGAAAGGUAUAGUCUGAAUGGACAGACAAGAGAGUCCUUUGGAAGUCAGAGGUAUUUCAAUGAUCUCUGACUUACCUGAUCCAUCAGAGCUUCUAGAAAUCUCUGAGCCUGCAGAACUUAGUCCGUUAACUUCUUCAUUGGAUCACAAUCUCACACUUCACGAAGACAACCUUUCUUCCAACGACAGCAGAAUGGGUAUUGAAAAUACAUGGACCGAAGCGAACACUUCAGCUUCAGAUUAUGCCAUUCCACUGCAUCCACAAAUUUCAGAUCUAGUUACAGAUCCUUUAAAUGAUUCUAGGAAUGGAAUAGAAUAUGGGCCGUUUCUCCCCUCAACCGGAACUGAAUUAAAUAAUCUAUUUUCUGAUACUGGUGAUACUCCUGAUGAUUCCAUCAUUGAAGUAGCUGCACCAGCUGGUGUCUGCGGCCUUCGUAACUUAGGUAACACAUGUUUUAUGGCUGCUGGAUUACAAUGUCUGACCGCUACAUCGCCAGUGUUACGACAUUUUCUCGAGCUACAGCAAAGAGGAGAAAAGUUACCUCCACCUGGCUCAUUAAUGGCAAACUUUAGUUCAUUGCUCAGCAAAAUGUGGUCAGGAAAGUAUAAUGUUCUUCAACCAACCGAGUUCAAGCAGACCCUUGGUUUAUAUCAUUCACAGUUUAAGGAUUAUAGACAGCACGAUUGUCAAGAAUUUUUAGCAUUGUUGCUAGAUUCUUUACACGAACAGAUGAAUGUAGCAAAGUCCAGUAAAAGCUGUCACGUACCCACUGCCACUGUCACUACCAUCAGCACUGUAAAUUCAAAUCAAAAUGGAGAAAGAGAUUCCUGUUUAGGUGCGACAUUUACUGCCACAAGUAAUUCCAGUCUUAUGGAUGGUUUUGAUAAUCCACCAUCACCCGAAGGUCCUAACAGUCCUAACGAUACCAUGCCCGGUUCACCUAGAGAUUCUUAUAUGGACGAUUUGGAUAGUACAGCGAAUUCACCUCACAGUUCCCCAUUGAAUGACGACGAAGAAACUUUAGAUUCGGAAGAAGUGAUAGAUAGGAACUCUAGUUUUAUUCCUAACGGUAUGCAAAAACUUUUAAAUCGCGAAACCCGUCUCGAUAAGUUUAACGACAUUGCCAAAGAUGCGAAAACUAGCAAUGCGAACUUUCUCGUGACUCCGGAGGAAUGUAAUAAUGAGAUUCAUUAUGAUUCUCAGAAGUUUCCAAAGGAAAAUAGCCGUCGAAUAAUUCUUGAAAAUACCAACCUAACGGAAAACCAUGACUCUGAUAAUAAAAGCAUUAAACGAAUAAAAGAAGUUAACUGCCAACGGAGUAAUUGUAGUCCAGAAUGUGGUAUAUCAAGUGGUUCCGAGACUGAAUACGAUAGUGGUCUUGAAAAAUGUAACGUCAAGAGGAUGCGAUUGGAGGAUCAGGAAAAAAAUCACAGAAAAGACAAAUUAGGCUCAGUUGGAUUGCAGUGUUCCAGGUUAUUACAGAAUCAUGAGAAUGGUUCCCUUGCAUCUCAGGAUGAAGUAGAAGCCGAGAAACACUGGGCGAAGCACUUACGAGCGAAUCAAAGUGUUAUCGUUGAUACCUUCCAAGGACAGUUUAAAAGCACGGUUGUAUGUGCAAUUUGUAAACACAUUUCGGUUACUUAUGAGCCAUUUAUGUACCUCUCCGUACCUCUGCCCCAUGCAAUGGAAAGACAAUUCACUGUAACAUACAUUCCUUCGAAUGGUGAACCCUCUAUGAGAUGUGUUGUUUCAUUAAAUAAACAAUCACGUGUUAACAAACUCAAAGAAGAACUGCUGAAAACACUUGGCAAAGAAGACAUACCAAUAGCUAGAAUCGCCAUGGUUAAGGUCUUCAAUAAUCAUAUAGCUAAUACAUUGGAAGACAAUCAGUUACUAAGAAACGUCAUAGAUAUAAAUCGCUCGAUCUAUGCGUUUGAACUGAUGGAUCCUCCAAAGCCUUGGAUUGAGAACGAACCACCGAUUAGUGAUCGUGUGAUUGAUCCAAGCCAAAACAAUGUUAGCGAUCGCUUGAUUGACCCGAGACAUAGCGGCAGCAGCAGUAGCAGCAGCAGCAGCAGCAGCGAUAUGGCUCCUGCAAAUUCUAGUUCGGAGGUUCCUUGCGUUAUUUGUCUCGAGAACAAUGACAUGAAGAAGUACUGCAAGAAAUGCCAUGAAUUUCGCAUAUGCAGUAAUUGUAUCGAGGAUUAUUUGAAGAGCGAGAAGGCGCCCAAUGAAUGUCCACGCUGCGAAAGUGAGCUGAUAAUCGUUUCGUUCAUGAAGAUCGACCAGUCGCAGCGUUUGCGACCCUGCGUGAGGAUACUCAACGUGCCGUUGGUUAUGCGACACGACACGAACGAAGCCACCAACAAUCUCAAGGGCACGAAACUCUUCGGCCAUCCGCACCUCAUUAAGUUGCCGUCGAGCGUCGAUGCCCGAGACAUUUGGGAAACCGUGAAGAGGGUCGCGCCGCAGAAUUCCACCUAUACACUUCAUUUUGUCGUCGGAGAGGGUAAUCGUUGUUCUCGUUGUGAUUACCCAUCUCAUUGUAUGGGCUGCAAGGUGCCAGAAAGUGGUAAAGUGAUUCUAAAAUCUGAUGAUACGUUGGCAGUUCGGUUUGUGGAUAACGUUCCUAAAAUUCCGAAACCCAUCAAUCACAUCAGCGUUAGCAAACAGAGGCCGCAUCAUCCAUUGUCACUGUACGAUUGUUUGCAGGCAUUUAGUCAAAGUGAAACUUUGGAUGAGCAUAAUCCUUGGUACUGUCCAAAAUGUGAAAGAAAUCAAUGUGCUACUAAGACGUUGACUGUUCAUCGAUAUCCUAAGUUCCUUAUAGUCUAUCUAAAAAGAUUCGUUUUCUACGAGUGCGUGAGUAUGAAACUUGACGACAAAGUGACCUUUCCCUUACUUGGAUUGAACUGUGGCAAACACCUUUAUGAUCUUUAUGCCUGUGUCUGUCAUUUUGGUGGAGUAUCUGCUGGACAUUAUACGGCCUAUGCGAAAAAUCCUCAAACGGAUACUUGGCACUACUACAAUGAUGACGUAACGAGCAGACAAAAACCGCAGGAUGAAGAUUAUAGUAAUGCUUAUAUUUUGUUUUACAGUCGGCAAGGUGCUAGUGUAAAACAGUGCAAUAUUUAAAAUUCAACAGACGGAGAAAAGCGGGAGGGAGGGAGGGAGAGAGAGAGAGAGAGAGAGAGAGAGAGAGAGAGAGAGAGUAAUUGAUCACAUCAAAUGACUGAACAAAGAAUAAUUACCGUAGUUAAGACUUUAAAAGAUCUCACGGUAGAUCUUCAACUACGUAAAAUGAAACAAACAAAAACAAAUGAAAAUAUCUUUCAAAUUCGUUGGCUGUGUAUAAGAUAUAGCGAGAUUCGGUAAAUAAUUCGCUCCAUGAUACGUUUUUUUAUUUUGAUAAUAAUAUUAUCAUUCGUCGUAAGUACCGGUAGCCUUCGUAGAAAAUGAUGCAAACUUUUAAUUCUAAUGAUGCAAUAUAUUUUUUAUCUUACUAGAUGAGUUAUAUAUUGGAAAUGUGCAUUUCUUGUAGAUUGUAUAAUUAUUCAACUGAUAUUUCGAAUGAUAAGUUUACCAAAUAUUAGAGUGCAUGUGGAUAUAUAAUUUAAUUUAUAUUUAAAUAUAAUUAUGUUUAAAUAAUAUUGACAAUGAUAAGUUACAACUUCCAUUAAGAAACAUUACA
This is a messenger RNA of Ceratosolen solmsi marchali, 3807 nucleotides long. RefSeq lists its product as uncharacterized. The transcript has 13 exons. The record is from RefSeq and is a predicted model, not a curated record. Bases 135 to 3251 code for a protein of 1038 amino acids. Gene Ontology annotation, biological process: protein deubiquitination. Lineage: Eukaryota; Metazoa; Arthropoda; Insecta; Hymenoptera; Agaonidae. Gene Ontology annotation, molecular function: cysteine-type deubiquitinase activity.